Molecule: messenger RNA, 2433 nt
Organism: Girardinichthys multiradiatus
Lineage: Eukaryota; Metazoa; Chordata; Actinopteri; Cyprinodontiformes; Goodeidae
Product: solute carrier family 22 member 13-like
Exons: 10
Coding region: 84-1787 (567 amino acids)
Biological process (GO): transmembrane transport
Cellular component (GO): membrane
Molecular function (GO): transmembrane transporter activity
Source: RefSeq, a predicted model, not a curated record
UUUUUCUGUUUGCACCCGCGCUAUGCUCUCAUUUACUCUGCUAUUCUGUCUACUCUUGGUGGAUACAUACUGUUUACAGUGUCAUGACAUGCGAACCCAAGCUUGGUCAUGUUUAUGUCUGCUUCUCCUACCUCCUGCCUGCAAUCCUUGAGGAGCUGCUGGUAUCUGAGCCACAUGCCAAGAUGAGCAGCUUUGGACAGGUCCUGAAGGAGGUCAGGGAGUUUGGCUUGUUUCAGAAAAGCUUACUUGUUGCAUUAUGCAUACCCAGCAUUUUCCCAGCUUUCGAUGUGACCAGCCAGGUGUUUACUGGAAUGAGCUUCCCGCAUCACUGUAACACUGACUGGAUCUUGGAGGGAGGAUCAAACCUGACAAAAGAGAAACAAAGAAAUCUCACCAUCCCAAUGGACAAGGAUGGAAGAUUUGAAAAGUGUAAAAUGUUCACCCCUGUGGAUCUGGAUUUGGAACUGAUUGAAGAGCUCGGUCUUAACAGCACAACAGGAUGCAUCAGUGGCUGGGACUAUGAGGUCCAACAUGGUGUUUCUAACAUCGUGACUGAGUUUAAUCUAGUUUGUGACAAAAGUGGUUUAAUUGAGGCGUCACAGUCCCUCUACAUGGCAGGUGUUCUGGUCGGAUCAGUGGUGUUUGGGGCGAUUUCUGACAGGUUUGGCAGAAGAUUUGGGGUCCUUCUUUCAGUUUUCAUCCUGCUGUUGUUCGGUGUCAGCACAGCUUUCUCGCCAAACAUCUACGUUUAUAUGAUUCUCAAGUUUUUAAGUGGAACUGGUGUCAUUAUCAUGAACACAUUUGUGAUGGUGGUGGAAUGGACCGAUCCUUCUAAAUCUGCUCUCUGCACAAUGUCUAUCAUGAGCUUCUUUUCACUUGGACAGAUGAUUUUGCCUGCGAUUGCUUAUUUGACAGCAAACUGGAGGAUCCUACAACUAGUGCUCUUCACCCCCCUUGUCAUUGUCCUGUUGACCAUGUUCUGUUUUCUCCCAGAGUCAGCACGGUGGCUCAUGUCUCAAGGCAGGAAGGAGGAGGCUCUGAAGGAGCUCCAACGGGCUGCCAAAGUUAACAAAAGGAGUGUACCAGGAGAUCUGCUAGAGAAGGUCCUCAUCAAUGUGGAAACUUCUCCAAAUAGAAAGAACAUGAUGGACAUCUUUCGAGUCUCCUACUUGAGAAAACUCACGCUAAUCAUGGCCUUUAACUGGUUUGCAGCAACUUUUCUGUUCUAUGGACUGAGCCUAAAUAUUGGGAGUUUCGGCCUAAAUAUCUACCUCACCCAGCUCAUCUUUGGCUUCAUUGAAAUUCCUGCGAACUUUGCUGGCUUGACUCUGAUUCAGCGCUUUGGGAGGAGAAUUUGUGAAGCAGGUUUCCUUGUCUUUGGUGGGGCCUCUUGUUUGGUGGCCAUUGCUGUCCCAAAAGAUCUUCCAGCAGUGGUGACUGUCAUAGCGAUGCUGGGAAAAUUUGCUGCUACAGCUGCCUGCAGUACAGCCCAUGUUUAUACAGCUGAAUUAUACCCUACUGAUUUAAGGCAAAGCGGUGUAGGCUUAAACUCCAUGUUUGCACGUUUGGCGGGAAUCCUCUCACCACUGGUCAGGCUCUCGGAGGUCUACCACUAUAGUGUUCCCAUGGUGGUAUAUGGCAUCAUCCCAAUGGCUGCUGGUGGUUUCUGUUUGCUGCUGCCUGAAACCCUCAAUGUUGAGCUUCAGGAGAUCACUGUAAUCAAAAACACAAUCAAUGGACCACUGGGGGACCAAUGUUGCACUGAAGGCACUGACAACAAAUCAUAAAUGGUUCUUUCUUUCUCUUAUUCUUCCAAUCUAUUAGCUCUCACUAGCUUCCCCAUCCCUGCAGAAAAGCAUGAUGCUGGCAUCAUCAUUUGUCACUCUGAGAAUGAUGCAUUCAAGCAGAUGUGCAGUGUUGGUGUUUCAUCACACAGGUCUCUUUGCAUGAAAGAGCUGCAGCAGCCAGUUCUAUUUAGUUUUUUGCACCAAACUUUAAAUAUGUUUUAUUUUCCAACAAUGCCUUUUUUUUUGGAGGAGGGGGGGGGAUGACUGUUGCCUUGUCCACCUCAGCUGCAGCCCUUUGCAGCUUCCCUGGAGGAACCAUAGGCUUCCUGGCUAUUUCUGACUAGUUUAGGUGGACAUCCAUGUCUUGGUUUGCAUCUGUCCGAUAUUAACCGAACCCUGCUUUAAACGUAUGCACAACUUUCUCACAGUCUGCUGUGUUCCUUGGUCUUCGUGCAGUUGUUUGUUCACUAAUGUUCUCUAACAAACCUCUGAGGCCUCCACAGAACAACUUCAUUUAUACUGACAUUAAAUUGGUGGACUGUAUUUACUGAUUUAGUCAGUUUUAUAAGCAUUUGGUUGCAUUGGACUUCAUUUUAGGCGUUUCAGAGUAAAAGGGGUCUGAAUAAAAAUGUUGCACUUCUCUGAA